This is a messenger RNA of Darwinula stevensoni, 1692 nucleotides long. The record is from the annotation of a GenBank genome assembly. Lineage: Eukaryota; Metazoa; Arthropoda; Ostracoda; Podocopida; Darwinulidae.
AUGGCUAAUGGACGCUUUAUCUUUGCAAUUGUUCUAUUAGUGGCUGCCAAGGUCGCUAACCUAGGCGUGCCGUUGAUUUUAAAGCAAAUUGUCGAUACGCUUAACGCACCUGGGAUAGUGGUUGUUCCAGUAGCCUUGUUGGUCAUGUAUGGUUUGUUACGGUUUUCCAAUACGUUAUUUACAGAGUUGCGUCAAAUCGUCUUUACCAAAGUUACCCAUCAUGCGGUUCGUGUGUUGUCGGUUGAAGUGUUUGAACAUCUCCAUAAGCUGAGUUUACGUUUUCACUUGGCGCGUAAAACAGGUUCUGUUACUCGGGAUAUGGAACGCGGCACGGGAGCUGUUGGUUCUUUGGUUUCAUACACACUUUACUCAAUGAUUCCUACAAUUGUGGAGGUUUUGUUAGCGCUUACUUACCUUGGAGUGGCUUACGGAGCUUUUUACGCAUUUAUAACAUUAGCUGCAAUUGUGGCCUAUUUAACAUUUACCAUCAGUGUGACCGAGUGGAGAAAUAAGCUGCGUCGGCAGAUGAAUGAAAUUGAUUCAAAAGUUGGCACACAAGCAGUCGAUAGUUUGUUAAAUUAUGAAACGGUUAAAUAUUUUAACAAUGAAGCCUUUGAGGCCAAACGUUACGAUGAUCAGCAGGCACAGUGGCAAACGGCCUCUAUCAAAACGGUCAUGUCUUUGUCAGUUUUAAAUUUGGGCCAACAACUGAUUUUAGCAACGGCCACCACCUUGAUUUUAUGGAAAAUUGCCACUGAGGUGAGUGAUCACUCGCGUACAAUUGGUGAUUUUGUCUUGAUUAAUGGUUUAUUGUUGCAACUCUAUAUGCCCUUAAACUUUUUGGGCAUGUUAUACCGUGAAAUCCGUCAAGCCUUAACAGAUUUGGAACGCAUGUUUAAUUUGUUGGGGGAAAAUAUCGAAGUUAAAGAUGAGCUAAAUGCACCAGUUUUGAAGAUACAACAAGGUGCUGUCGAAUUUAAACACGUCAAUUUUGCGUAUGAAGCAGAGCGCCCCAUCCUAAAAGAUGUGAGUUUUACCAUUCCUGCUGGACAAAUUGUUGCUGUCGUAGGUAGCUCUGGUUCCGGUAAAUCCACCCUUGGUCGAUUAUUAUUCCGUUUUUUUGAUGUGCAGUCAGGGGAAAUCCUGAUUGAUGGACAAAAUAUUCAACAGGUUAAACAGCAGUCAGUGCGUACUCACAUCGGUAUAGUGCCCCAAGAUACUGUGUUAUUUAAUGAUACCAUUUAUUACAACAUCGCAUACGGACGGCCAUUAGCGAGUCAUCACGAAGUUGAACAAGCCGCAAAAGCUGCACAAAUUCAUGAUCUAAUAGAAAAACUACCAAAAGGUUACGAAACUAUGGUAGGUGAGCGAGGUUUGAAGCUUUCAGGUGGUGAAAAACAACGGAUUGCUAUUGCCAGAACACUGCUUAAAAACCCAGCUAUUUUGGUUUUCGACGAGGCAACUUCCAGUCUGGAUUCUGCGACUGAACGCGCCAUCCAAGACGAAAUGCUCCAAGCAAUGCGCGGUCGUACGAGCUUGGUCAUCGCACAUCGUUUAUCGACAAUUGUUAAUGCCCAUAAAAUCAUCGUGAUGCAAGAUGGACGUAUCCUUGAAACAGGUACGCAUGACGAGUUGCUAGCCAAAGGGGGACAAUAUGCGACACUGUGGGCUUUGCAGCAGCAAGAAAAUUGA